This is a messenger RNA of Mytilus trossulus (common blue mussel), 2993 nucleotides long. RefSeq names its product retinol dehydrogenase 12-like. NCBI's taxonomy places the organism in Eukaryota, Metazoa, Mollusca, Bivalvia, Mytilida, Mytilidae. The record is from RefSeq and is a predicted model, not a curated record. The transcript is spliced from 7 exons. Bases 75 to 1094 code for a protein of 339 amino acids.
UUUAAAAUACUGGUACCCGAUCGCCGAUAUUAGGAUCCAGAUUACACGCUUUUGUGACACCGAAAAACUGAAAAAUGAGUCGACCAAACCCUUUCGAAGGUCUUCCCAACCCUGAGGCGUUGUAUGAAUCCUGGUGGCCAAUUAUUAUAGCCUUUGCUAUUGGUAUUGGUUACGCUUUAAGACAAUACAUGAGAGGAGCUCGUUGUAUGACAGAUUUAAAACUGACGGGGAAAGUAGCAAUUAUAACUGGUGGCACAAAAGGUAUUGGAAAAUGGACAGCACUGGAUAUGGCCAAAAGAGGUGCUAGAAUUUAUAUCUGUGGUAAAGACAAAGAUGAAGGAGAGAAAUGUAUUGAAGAAAUGAGAACAACAGCAAAAAAUGAAAGCAUCUUUUUUAUUCCAUGUGAUUUAAGAUCAUUUAAAGCUGUUAGGGAGUUUGUGGAAGCCUUUAAGAAAAAGGAGACCAAUCUUCACUACCUAAUACAUAAUGCUGCUGUAAUGAUGUGCCCAAGGGAAGUUACUGAAGAUAAUUUUGAAUCUCAAUUCCAAGUAAAUUUUCUAAGUCCAUUUCUAUUGACACAUUUGUUGUUAGACAUGUUAAAAUCAUCAAAACCAUCUAGAAUAAUUAAUUUAGUGGCACCUGCCUAUUCACUAGGAGAAAUAAAAUGGGAUGAUAUUACUUUAGAAAAAGAUUACACAACAUCAGCAGGGUUUGGACAGAGUAAACUAGCAUUAGUCCUGUUUGGAAUAAACCUUGCUGUGCGUUUGGAAAAAGAAGGAGUCUCUGUACAUCAAGUUCUGCCUGGUAUUGCCAAAACCAAAAUUUAUAGACACAUGCCAUUCCAACAGAAUGGAUUUGUUGCAAUGUCAUUUGGUCCUAUCACAUGGUUUUUGAUGAAAACGGCAGAUGAUGGUGCUCAAACAGUCCUAUAUGCCACUUUAUCAGAAUUAGCUGGAAAAACUACUGGAUUUUUAUAUAAGGAGUGUGCAAUUACAGAAUAUGAUGACAAAGUUAAAAAUGAAGAUUUACAGAAAAAGUUAUGGUCAGAAGCUUUGAAGAUGACAAAUAUAAAAGAAUUUGGAGUUAUAGAAUGAUAACAAUGUAUUCUUGUUGUAAAAAAAGAUCUGAAAUAUCAAUCGCUUAUUUCAAAUUUAGAAAGGAUUGCCUCAGAGAAAGAACAAGUACAUGAUUUUAAGAUUUACAGCUGUUAUUAAGGUGCAUUCACACGAUACGAUUCUCCGUUGGAUUUUCCAUUCGACUUGACACCGUCGCACAGGUAAAUCGUACAGCGUUCUGUUCACACGAUACGAUUUUCCAUUCGAUUUUCAUCAGAUUUGAACAAGUGCUUUUUAUAUAUUUCUAAACGCAGCAACUUCCGAAAUUAUCUUUAAAAUUUAAUUCUAAUACAACCUUUCUCUUCAGAUACAUGUAUUAUGUUUUAUACCCAGGUCCACAUCGCUCAACAGAGUUACGUAAUAUUAAAAUAGUUCACAAUAAUGUAUGUAGCUUACCACCUAAGGUAGAUUUGAUUGAAUGUGAACUAGGCACAUAUGAUAUUAUUGCUCUUUCUGAGUCCCAUCAUUAUUUACGAAGGCUUUGUGAACCGGCUGUAAAACCUAAAAUUUAUUAACGAUGGUUGGCACUAUAUAUAUGGAUCUAAUGACACGUAGACUUCCGAAGGCUUUGUAAAACGAUGGCCAGGUUUAUGAACAAAAAAAGAAUAUGUCUCCUGUACGAAUUAAAAACGUUUAGAAUGAUGCAAAAAUCGGAAUAUUGUCGAUUAAAUUUAUAAGCUUGAUUUUUUUCAAUCGACUGAUAAAUUUAGUCGAUUUGGCGUUCACACGGUCCGAUUCCAGUUAAAACGUCGAAUGGAAAUAGCGUACGUUUCGAUUUCAAAACGACGUUUCGACUUGACAUUCGACUUCAGAUUUUGGUGUUCACACGAUACGAUUUUAGUCGAAAGCAGGUGCACAGGUCAAAAUCGAAAGGAAAAUCGUAUCAUGUGAAUGCACCUUUAGUUGUAAAAAUGUAGCAAUCAGAAACCCUGUACUUUUCUUUUUUCUUUUAAUUUAUAUGCAUUGGUUGUGAUUGAUUGCUUAAAUAUAUAUUUUAUAGUUAUUAAAAGAACUAUUAUUCUUGAAGAAACCAUUUUUGACCAUUUAUUCAUUCAUAAAACAAGAAAGGAGAAGGCAUCAGAAGGACACUUUUUUUUUGCCCCUGAAUUAUAAAAUUUAAUUAAAUUAAAAAUCUGCUUGAAAGCUUUCAUUUGUAGAUUUUGCCUUUCUUUUUUUGUUAGAGCUUCAAACAUCUUGAAUUUUGUGCUUAAAUAUUAUAUUGCCUCAUUGUGAGAUAUCAUAUAGGCUUUACCCAAAAAUGUAUUUUGCUACAAGACAUAUUAUAUAUAUUUGAAACAAAAUCUACUUGGAAAUUGGCCAUUUUAGGAGAAAUGUCAAUUUUGAAAUAUCGAUGCUGCCAUGGUGACAUCCCAAGUGACAGAUGCCAUGGUGACAUUACAAGUGACAUUUCUUCACAUAUGUGUCAAGAUAAUAUCAGUUUGUUCAUUGAUCAUUUUAACAUAAUUUGAAGUCUUGAAAAAUUUAACCACUAGAACUAAUUGAAUUUCAGUGGCCAAAUAAUGAUAAUACCUUUUCCUUUUUUAAAGUCUAACUGAAGGGAUUUUUUAGUUCAAAGUAUGAAACCAUAGUAUAAAAUGCAUGUAAGAUCACUUAUCUCACAAGAUCCAUAAAUGCAAGUACUGUUGCUGACAUAUUUUGAAAAGCAAUAUACACAAACUAGCUUAGAUAUUUUCUUAAACUGUAUAAGAUUGAGGGUAUUUUGUUGAUAGAGGGUAGAUAAAUGUAUAGUAGACUAGAAAAGGAAUAAUUUUGCAAUUUUCUUUUUAUCCAUUUAAAUACACAGUGCAUAAUACAUUUAUAUGAUCAUACAUUUAUAAAAGUAUAUAUAUAUUUACAAUAAAUUUGAAGUUAUUCUCA